UGCAAGAAGUGCCACGCGCAGUUCUACAAGUGCCGCAGCGUCCUGCGCACCUUCAUCCAGAGGGUGAACGCGUCUCCCACGGGCCACGCCAAGGCCAAAGGGAAGUACGUUGCGUUUCUCUGUUCCCGCUCGUUUAGCACAUUGCCGUGUGGGAAUUCCCUGUGGGAUUCCCACGCGGCGAAUCCCUGGGAUCAGGGAUUUUUGGGCCCCUCACGGUCGCUCCGCUCUUGCAGGAGCAGCUCUGCCCAGGCGCAGCCCGGCGCUGACGGAGCCGCCUCCUGCCUCGCCGACGUGGUGCUGGGCAGCGCUGUCUGCGCCCUGUCCCCACGCCGUGGUCCCCAAGGCGCAGGGCUGGCCGCUGCCGUCAACACCCCGUGUUUAUUUGUGCUAAACCCAAACCCUCCUGUGCACAAGGAAGGGCCUCCCCGCGGGGCCGCGGGAGCAUCGGGAGCCCCUCCGGGCCGCGCGCCCCGGUUGGCCUGGCUUCUGCGGUGA
Messenger RNA from Tinamus guttatus (white-throated tinamou), 495 nucleotides. Lineage: Eukaryota; Metazoa; Chordata; Aves; Tinamiformes; Tinamidae. The record is from RefSeq and is a predicted model, not a curated record.